Molecule: messenger RNA, 1641 nt
Organism: Nannospalax galili (Upper Galilee mountains blind mole rat)
Lineage: Eukaryota; Metazoa; Chordata; Mammalia; Rodentia; Spalacidae
Gene: Dusp2
Product: dual specificity phosphatase 2
Exons: 5
Coding region: 80-1036 (318 amino acids)
Biological process (GO): negative regulation of MAPK cascade; endoderm formation; protein dephosphorylation
Cellular component (GO): nucleus; cytoplasm
Molecular function (GO): MAP kinase tyrosine/serine/threonine phosphatase activity; protein tyrosine/threonine phosphatase activity
Source: RefSeq, a predicted model, not a curated record
CCCCGGAGCCUGUAAAGGCAGAGCAGGGAGGGCGAACAGAGGACGAAGUGAAGGGACAGCGGGCGGAGGAGGCUGCACGAUGCCGAUCGCCACCGGCCUGGAGGCGGCCUGCGAGCUGGAGUGCGCGGUGCUGGGCGCCCUGCUGCGGGAGCCACGGGAGGCAGAGCGCUCGCUGCUGCUCGACUGCCGCCCGUUCCUGGCCUUCUGCCGGCGCCACGUGCGCACCGCGCGGCCGGUGCCCUGGAACGCACUGCUGCGCCGCCGUGCGCGGGGCCAGCCUGCCGCCGCCCUCGCCUGUCUGCUGCCCGACCGCGCGCUGCGGGCGCGCCUGGCCCGCGGGGAACUGGCCCGUGUCGUGGUGCUGGACGACCGCAGCGCGUCGGUAGCCGAGCUCCCGNGCCCCGGCCCUGCGCACCUGCUGCUCGCCUCGCUGCUGCAAGAGACCUGCGCUGGGCCCACGGUCGUGUGCUUCCUGCGCGGUGGCUUCUAUAGCUUCCAGGCCUGCUGUCCGGAUCUGUGCUCUGAAGCCCCGGCCCAGGCGCUGCCCCCUAUAGGGGCCGAAAACAACAGCUCCGACCCCAAUGUGCCCAUCUAUGAUCAGGGUGGCCCUGUGGAAAUCUUGCCUUACCUGUACCUGGGCAGCUGCAGCCAUUCCUCAGACCUUAAAGGGCUGCAGGCCUGUGGCAUCACAGCCGUUCUGAAUGUCUCCUCCAGCUGCCCCAACCACUUUGAGGGCCUUUUCUGUUACAAGAGCAUCCCGGUAGAGGAUAACCAGGUGGUGGAGAUCAGUGCCUGGUUCCAAGAAGCCAUUGGCUUCAUUGACUCGGUGAAGAGCAGCGGAGGCCGGGUGCUGGUGCAUUGCCAAGCUGGCAUCUCCCGCUCUGCUACUAUCUGCCUGGCGUACCUGAUUCAGAGCCGCAGAGUGCGGCUGGAUGAGGCCUUCGACUUUGUUAAGCAACGCAGGGGAGUCAUCUCCCCCAACUUCAGCUUCAUGGGCCAGCUGCUACAGUUUGAGACCCAGGUGCUAUGUCAUUGAAGCAGAGCCCCUCCUCUUUGACAUUGUGCUGGCUCUCACUGACUGCUUGGGGGAGCUACUGUGGGUAGCUGGGCUUCUUUCUGGCCUCGCACAUUCCUCCUCACUAUGAUGCCCCCAAGAGAGGGUGCUAGGAAAGCUGGAGUGCUGACCUUUCUGAUCUGGUGCUCUUCUGCUAGGGAUUUAAGGGCUGGCCCUUAUUCUGGGAACCAGAGCAGAAAAUAAGUCUGCUCUCCCUUCCCUAGAUCUGGCAGAAAUUAAUUGGACUCUUAAAUCUGUGGACUCUUGUCUCAUUACCAUGUUGAAGCCCUUGGCAGUUCAAGGGCCUAAGGAACAAGCUGUGACAAGCAGGAGCCCUGUCUGGGGUAUGUACCCCAGGGCCAGAGCUCGAGCCCAACACUCCCAAGGGAGCCAGGAACUCGGGAAGUGAUGUGUGUGUCAUGCUACAAAUCUCUUGCUUGCGUGUGUAAGUGCGUGUGCAUCUCACCAGAAUUGGCGCUGGAAAGUUAUUUGUGUUCAACUGACAUUUAACACUCCCUCCCUCACUUCCUCCCAGCUCUGUGGGUGGAGGUUGGAAACAGCACUUUAUAUUUAUACAGAACAUUGAA